Messenger RNA from Drosophila willistoni, 1867 nucleotides. RefSeq names its product probable ATP-dependent RNA helicase DDX56 (gene Hlc). Gene Ontology annotation, molecular function: RNA helicase activity; nucleic acid binding; ATP binding. The transcript has 3 exons. Lineage: Eukaryota; Metazoa; Arthropoda; Insecta; Diptera; Drosophilidae. Gene Ontology annotation, cellular component: nucleolus. The coding region runs from base 70 to 1737 and encodes 555 amino acids. The record is from RefSeq and is a predicted model, not a curated record.
UUGUUGUUGUUGCCUUCCUGUGAAAGCGCGUGUGUUUUUUCCACACCACGCAUUUUCCUUAUUUAGGCCAUGAGCCAGACACAGGCAAAUAAAACGCUACAGUUUCAUGAACUGGAGCUGGACCAGCGUAUCCUGAAGGCUGUUGCCUAUUUAGGAUGGCAUCAACCAACAUUGAUCCAAUCCACAGCUAUUCCCCUGCUUCUUGAAGGAAAAGAUGUGGUUGUACGUGCUCGCACUGGAUCGGGAAAAACGGCUACAUAUGCCCUGCCCCUCAUCCAAAAGAUUCUCAACUCAAAGUUGAAUGCAAGCGAGCAGUGUGUUAGUGCCCUAGUGCUGGCACCGACUAAAGAGCUGUGUCGUCAGUCUCGCUUGGUCAUUGAAAAACUAGCCGAAUCGUGCGGCAAAGUGGUGCGAGUGGCUGAUAUUGCCGGCAGCUCCAAUGAUGCAGUGACUCAACGUCAUGCACUGUCCGAACGGCCCGACAUUGUAGUCUCAACUCCAUCGAAGAUUCUGGCUCAUGCUGAGGCCGGUGGAGUGGUCGAUCUCAAGCAUAUCGAAACUCUUGUGGUCGACGAGGCAGAUUUAAUUUUUGCCUUUGGAUAUGAGAAGGAUUUCAAGAAAUUAAUCAAGCAUUUGCCACCCAUAUACCAAGCAGUACUUGUUUCGGCCACCAUCACCGAUGAUGUGGUCCGUAUGAAGGGUUUGUGUCUUAAAAAUCCAGUAACAUUAAAAUUGGAGGAGCCCGAACUAGUACCACAAGAUCAAUUGACGCAUCAGCGAAUCCUGGCCGAAGAGAACGAUAAGCCCGCCAUUCUCUACGCUCUGCUAAAACUACGUCUUGUACGCGGAAAGAGCAUCAUCUUUGUAAACAACGUGGAUCGGUGCUACAAGGUUCGACUAUUUUUAGAGCAGAUUGGCAUUCGAGCCUGUGUCUUAAAUUCAGAAUUGCCAGCAAAUAUACGUAUCCAUACCAUAAGUCAAUUUAACAAGGGCUCCUACGAUAUUAUCAUUGCUUCCGAUGAGCAUUAUUUGGAGAAGCCUGGCGGUAAAUCUUCAUCUCGCAGCGAUCACGAAUCCAGUUCCUCGCGUGGCAUUGACUUUCAAUGUGUCAAUAAUGUAAUCAAUUUUGAUUUUCCCCGCGAUGUCACCUCCUAUAUACAUCGAGCUGGACGCACUGCUCGAGGUAAUAACAAGGGCUCUGUUCUAUCUCUGGUCAGUAUCAAGGAAGGACCAGUUAACGAGGCUGUCGAAAAUAAACUACGCUCCACCUUUGCUGCCCAAGCUGACGAUGAGCAGAUCAUAAAGAACUAUCAAUUCAAAAUGGACGAAAUAGAAAGUUUUCGGUAUCGUGCCCAGGAUUGCUGGCGAGCAGCCACUCGUGUAGCUGUCCAUGACUAUCGAAUGCGAGAAAUCAAAUCCGAAAUUCUUAAUUGCGAGAAGCUUAAGGGUUUCUUUGAGGAAAACAAACGUGAUCUGCAGGCUCUGAGGCAUGACAAACCGUCGCGCACCAUUAAAGUGCAAUCUCAUCUGUCUGAUGUUCCCGAAUACAUUGUGCCCAAGGCUUUAAAACGUGUAAUAGGUUCGUAUCCUAGAUCUGCUCCAGUUGCCAAGCAGCCAAGGACUUCAGCUGCCAAAGCAGCGUUUGAGCGACGUAGCAACGAUCCCCUGAUGGUCAGUCAAGUUGACAAGUUUAGCAAGCGACGCUCUGCACCCAAGCGCAAAAAGAAAGCGAUAUAAGGAGCGCCACAGUGCUGGGAGGGAUUGUUUAAAUUAUAAUGGGGCUAGUUGUAAGAAAAUUAUGAUUUUAAUUUCAAGCAGUUCUUUAAAAGUCCAAAUAACUAGGAAAUAAACGUUUUUAUGAACAUUA